Messenger RNA from Symbiodinium pilosum, 468 nucleotides. The record is from the annotation of a GenBank genome assembly. NCBI's taxonomy places the organism in Eukaryota, Dinophyceae, Suessiales, Symbiodiniaceae.
AUGUCUUUGGGGUUCUACUGGGAUAAUGGACAAACGGAACACUUCAGGAUAUGCUGGGGUCCCGACCACUUCCUUCUGGCUCUCUUAGCCUGUGUGGGCCUGGUGGUGUGGUGUGCGGGUGUGCCCGUAUUACUUUUCCUGCGGCUUUAUCGCCUACCAGAUAGGCAGAGCCCGGAGAAUUUCAGGAGAUACGGAUACUUCAUCCAAGGAUACGAACCGGUAUUUUGGUGGUGGGACAUAAUCGUCAAGCGCGCCGACAUUGGUUUGAUGAAUGUGAUCACAUAUACAAAUCUGGCAAAUGAUGAGAAAGCCAAGCUUCUGCUUUUCCCCUUUCUAUCUGGGACGCAGUUGGCUUUGUGCGCAUGGUGCAGGCCCUUCACAAACAGCCAGGCUGAGAUUUUGGAUUUCGUCGAGCCCGAGCCAGAUUUCCAGUGCUGUGAGUUUUUUCCUAGCGAUGAUGUACGGUAG